GAGCCUCUUAGCCAUGGUUUUGCAAUCACUGCUGUUUGAUGUCAUAUUGAUUUCCUUUGGCAGGCGGAAGCGUUGUCAGUGCUCACUCCUGCUCAGGUGGCACAGCUGACACUGAGCUCAGGGGCCUUGAAUGACACAGACCAAAUCGACCACGUGUUUGAGCGACUUGAGGAGGGCAAUGCUCUGGAAAAUGUGGAUGAAUUCCUGGAAGAGCUGACAGCAAAUGGAAAGGACCCUGAUUUCCAACCUGCUGUGAGAGAUCACCUAAUGAACAGGACCUUCAGCAUCAUCGCUCCCCAUUUCCCCAAGUUCAAGACAGACGACUGGUUCGCUUGGUUCCACGUGAAGCUGGUUACUCUGCUCCCAAGUUUCAGCGCAGUGAUGCUCAAGAAUGCUACCUCAGAUAUAAACUGCACAAACUACCAUGUUGUUGUGAGCGGGAUGGCCAAAGCUUUCCCUUCAAUAUCCUCGCAGGGACAAGAAGAAAUCACAGAUGUAAUGGUGGGCUACCUGAAAAAAUCUGUCAGUGUCAUCAACACGCCAGUUUGCAGGCAGGGAAUUCAGAGUGAUGCCCAGUGGCUUGAGAAAAACUUGGGUCCAUUUUCCACACGUGCUAAAUACUCUGACCUCAAAGUAUUCAACAUCUCUGGGGUGGCAGUUGUGGAAAACCUCUCACCAAAGCAGAAAGCUGAGCUGAUCCUGGAUCCAGACAGUAACGCUUUGGAGAAUGAGAACAUCGUAAGAGAGGUGUUCACAAGCUUGACAGAGUCCCCUGAUACUGAGCAGCUCAGUCAGUUUUUCCAGGCUUACAGUGACAUCAACAAGCAGAGAAACAUCACCAUCGUGGAAAAUCCAGCUGUACGAGACAUCAUCUUGAACCUGACCUUGACAGCCCUUGCUCCUGAAUUUGAAGACUUUGGGCCUGAAGACUAUAAGCUGUGGUUCCAGGUCUAUUUGGUCACUGUGAUGGCCAGCCUCCAUCCUGGCAGCUUGGCGGUGAUCCCCAGUAACAUCAGUUGUGCAUCCUACGCAGCCAUACUCACUGGCCUCGAGCAAAGUUUGAAAAUCCUGCCACUGCUGCUUUCACGGGGUGUGAGAUCAAGCAGAGAGUCACUCAAGGAGACAUUCGCACAUUGCUCGUUUAGAGAUUCCUUCAAGUGCAAGGAGACCCUGGUCGAUGAGGACCUCGUCUGUGCUGCGGUCGACGGAUCACAACUCCAACAAACUGUGUCUAUGGGCAUUUCCUCUGAAGCCCUGUGCAAUUUUACCAUCACUGCGCACGCCUGUUCCUCGGCCACACAUCUCACAGCUGACAACUUGGCAACACUGAUGAAAUGCUCACUGGAGAGCCAGACGACAUACCCGGUAGAGGUGUGGACGCUUCUCUUCCAAAAAGCUUCGUCUGCACUAGACCAGGCUCUGGAGUCAUUUGCCACCAUGGCCCCCAACAACAGCAACCCGUCCCUGUCGCAUGCUCUCGAGGCUCUUGGACAGGUGAGAAUUGCCAGCUUCAGCCAGGCACAGCUGCAGAGCGUUAGCUUUGUCAGCAGCUGGUUCAUGACAAACAUCCGUCCGUUUUUGGCCUCUUCGUCGCCCAACUUCCUAUUCUGCCUGAGCUCCAAGAACUUCAGCUGCGAUACCUACCGCACUGUCAUCAAGGCCUUCAGCAGCCAGGCGCCAUUCAUGGACAGAGAAAGACAACAAACAGUCUUGACUUAUUUCAUCAAACCAUUCCUCUCAAGAAAUGACUCAUCAGGUAAAGGCAGGAGCUCAAGCUCAAUUUGGUAAAGUCUCGGUGGUAUGUAGUGGUAGUACCUUGCCAACGCCUUUGUUUCUAUCGUCUUUGCAGAUCCUGGCUGUGUCUCAUCCGUCAGAGGCAGUAAACAGUGGCUGGAGGCAAACUUUGGCGCCUACUCUGGUUUUGCAACACUCCGCGAUUUGCAAGCCCUCAAUCCCAACUUUUCAAGUGUGAGUGGCAACUGCAGUUGUAAUAUUCUUCCCCUCCCAAACUGGAACCUCUUAGCCAUGGUUUUGCAAUCACUGCUG
Molecule: messenger RNA, 2046 nt
Organism: Lates calcarifer (barramundi perch)
Lineage: Eukaryota; Metazoa; Chordata; Actinopteri; Centropomidae
Exons: 14
Coding region: 268-1788 (506 amino acids)
Source: RefSeq, a predicted model, not a curated record